Molecule: messenger RNA, 5239 nt
Organism: Stegodyphus dumicola
Lineage: Eukaryota; Metazoa; Arthropoda; Arachnida; Araneae; Eresidae
Gene: cry
Product: circadian regulator cryptochrome
Biological process (GO): circadian regulation of gene expression; entrainment of circadian clock by photoperiod; negative regulation of DNA-templated transcription
Cellular component (GO): nucleus; cytoplasm
Molecular function (GO): FAD binding; DNA binding
Source: RefSeq, a predicted model, not a curated record
CUGGAAGUGAUAAAAGUCUAGCUGUCAGUAAGUAAGAUGGUUAAUCUUUGGAUUAUGGUAGAUUUCGAGCCUUAAGUAUAUUUGGCACUGAUCGAAAUAUAUUUGAGGAUCUUUUAGGUUUGUCUGCAUAGUCUGCAGAAUAAAAUUGCCUUAUUUUUUAUUUCACAUGAAUGUUUUAUUUUAUUAUAACACUGCGUGCAAAAAUUGUGCAAAAACGAUGCUUUAUUCAGUGUUGAACAGAAAAUGGUUCUAGCAGUAAAUAAGUUGAGCUGAUGAGUUUGAUUAAAUAUGCUAGUGAUGUGUAAUUUGGUACAUUCAGAGUUUAUGCAAUGGACUAAAGAAGCGUGUUGGAUUGCUAUAUUUUAUUCGUUUGUCGAUAGCGAUACAAAUACUGUAAUCAAUUGCUUGUUUUUCAUCUUAUUUUAUGAAUGUAAUAAAGAUAUAAAUCUAGAAAUGGGAGAAAGCUUAAAACAAACGGGAACAGGUAUUCAUCUGUUUCGAAAUGAUCUCAGAUUGCAUGAUAUGCCUUCCUUGAGCACAAUUUUAGAAGUUUGUUCUACCUUAUAUCCAGUUUACAUAUUUGAAGAUGAUGACAUUCAAACCCAGAAAAUAGGUUAUAAUAGAAUGAGAUUUAUUUUAGAUGCAUUGAAAGAUAUUGAUGAUAAGUUACAUAAAGUUAAUGGAAGGUUGUAUGUGUUUCAAGGUAAAGGCAUUGCUAUUUUAUCUGAUCUAUUCAAGAGAUGGAAUGUUACCCAUUUAUCAUAUGAAUGUGAUGUGCAGCCAGUCUGGGUGGAAACUGAGAACAAUAUUAAGCAAAUAUGUGCUGAAAGUAAUAUUGAAAUUAUUAAAAAGGUUUCUCACACUUUAUGGGACACUGAAGCUAUAGUAAAAGCAAAUGGUGGAAGUCCCCCUGUUACCUACAGUAUUUUUAAUCAUGUAAUUGGUGUUCUGGGUUUACCUGAGAAACCUCAAUCUGAAGUAAAUUUUAAUGAAGUUAUAAUACCCGAUGAUGAAAAAUUAGAUUCAAAACUUUUGGCUAAACCAGAAGAGUUUGGAAUUAAUAUGGAAUGUGCUGAGCAGAUUAAUAAAAUAUGGAUAGGAGGAGAAAUACGUGCAUUAGAGCAUUUGGAAGAACGCUUAAAAAUAGAAAAAAUUGCAUUCAGCUCUGGAUACUUUAUGCCGAAUCAGAUAAACCCUGAUCUUCUUGGACCACCCAUGUCUAUGAGUGCUGCAUUAAGUAAUGGUUGUUUAUCUGUUAGACGAUUUUAUUGGAGUCUUUCUGAUCUGUAUAAAAGUGUCAACUCUGAUUCCUGUUUACCUGAUGGACUAUUACCAGAUGGUUUGAUGGGUCAACUUAUAUGGAGAGAAUAUUUCUAUGCUAUGUGUAUGAAUAAUGCACAUUAUAGUUCAAUGCUAGAUAAUCCUAUUUGUUUAAAUAUUCCAUGGGCAACUAAUCCAUCUAUGCUUGAAUGCUGGACUGAUGGCAAAACAGGUUUUCCAUUCAUUGAUGCUGCAAUGAGACAGCUUCGGCAAGAAGGUUGGAUACACCAUGUUGCUCGGAAUGCUGUUGCUUGCUUUCUUACUAGAGGAGACCUCUGGAUAUCUUGGGAAGAAGGGCUUAAAGUAUUCAUGAAAUAUCUCAUAGACGGUGAUGCACCUGUUUGUGCUGGAAACUGGAUGUGGGUUUCCAGUUCAGCUUUUGAAAAUGUUCUUCAGUGUCCUUCAUGUAUUUCCCCUAUUUUGUAUGGGCGUCGUUUUGAGCCUUCUGGAAAAUACAUAAGAAAGUAUGUACCAGAGCUGAAAAAUAUGCCUCACCAAUUUCUUUUUGAACCGUGGCUUGCACCACUAUCAGUUCAAGAAGUUGCUAACUGUAUUAUUGGGAAGGAUUAUCCAUUUCCGAUAGUUAAUCACCAGCAAGCUUCUAAAAGAAAUGCAGAUAUGAUGACUGCUAUUAAAGAGAGUUUUCUUCCCAAAUCGGUGCCCCUUCAUUGUGCUCCAAGCAAUUCAGCUGAGACUCGUGUCUUUAUGUGGUUGCCAGAAAAAUGUGUUGAGAACCUUCUGACUUGUGAUAAUUAAUUCAGAUUUUACACAUUGUAUUUGAUACUGAUCUCUUUAAAAUAUAUAUUUGUAUUCUUAAUAUUUAAUUGUUUGCUUUUUAAGUGUCUGAAUGGAAAAUUUUCAUGACUAUGGAAUUUUUUAAAAAUUUUUUUAAUUUUCUCCCACAGAUGUGGUGAGCAUUCCUAAAGUAUUUUAAUGAAAUUUUAAAAGAAAGAAAUAUUUAUAAAUGACUAUUUUAUUAAAAAUCAAGGAUUUUUUGGUAUUAGUAUUGCAUAUGUGCCUUUUAAUAGGAAUUUGUAAUUGAAAAAUCGGAAAAGUAUACAUAUUAAUACUUAUUUGUAAUAGAUUAUGAUAAUAGGAAGCAAAGGAAACAUUUUUGUGUAUUUUCAUAUAAUUGAAAGAUUAGUAAUAUAUUAUACUUCCUAGAGGAAAAUAUGAUGCAUCAAAUUUAAAGAGAGAGCUGCUAUAAGAAACCGUUUUUCAUUAGUAGCUUCUACUGAAACUUAAGUGCAUUCUUCUGAAAGAAAUGCUUAAGAAUCCUUAUACAUUUUUAACAUUAUUUUUACUGACUUGGAACUGAGUAUAUAGUGGUUAAAAACAUUAGAAUUAAUUUUUAGAUUCUGUAAUCAUUAGAAACUGAUUUGAUAAAGUUAUUAUUGUGGCAGAAACUGGGGAUUUUGGUAUCAUGACGAAGAUAGGAUGGGAUUAUAAAGUAGGUUUUGGAUAUUUCACUUGAUGGGCAUAGUUUUUGAAAUGUUUCUUGUGUGUAUGUAUGAAAUAUAAAGACUGUUUUAUUAUAAAUGUUUAAAUACUUUCUAACCAACAGUUUGAGAAAUCCAGAGUUAUGGAUAUGUUGAGCUGCUCCAAGGUUCCACCUUUCUGUUCAGUGUUUUGAAAAAAAUAUAGAAAUAUGUCACAUGACAUUGAAAUCCUUAUUUAGGAUAUAACUGUAUAUAUUACAUGGUAACUUUAUAUAAUACAUUGUUCCUUACCAUUAAGUACGUGGUAUGCAUUGUGAGCUCUUCCAAGGUUAUGUUUCUGUGUUGGAAAAUUUAUAGAAAUAUGUUACAUGUCAUUAAAAUUCUUAUUUAGCAUAUAACUGUAUAUUGGCUUUAUAUUAAGUACAUGGUACACAUUGCAGGAGUGUACAAAUCAUAUUGGCCUAGAUGCAAGAUCAUUUUGUAAGUACAUGGUACGCUUUGCGAGCUCUUCCAAGGUUAUGUUUCUGUUUUGGAAAAUUUAUAGAAAUAUGUUACAUGCCAUUAAAAUUCUUAUUUAGGAUAUAAGUGUAUAUUGGCUUUAUAUUAAGUACAUGGUACACAUUUCAGGAGUGUGCAGAUCAUAUUGGCUCUGAUGCAAGAUCAUUUCAUUUAUGAAAUAAUUCUGCAUUUUUUAUGGUAUUUUAACCCGCCCUCCAAAUCAAAAAAAAAAGGGGGGGGAGAGAGAGAAAACUGCAUGUAAAAUGAUCUGUCAUAAUAUGAACUUAAACAAUUGAAGUGUUUUCAAAGACAGACUAUUAAAUGAUAUAAAUAUUAUAAACUUGGGAUCAAAUUAAAACUUUUCUUUUAAUACAAAAUUUAUUAAUUUAAUCUAUUUAGAUUUUUUAAAUGGGAUAUUUUCUUAUUUGUUGAAGAUAUUAAAAUUAUCUGCAGAUUACAUUAUGUAAAGUAUUUUUGAGGAGGCAAAUGCAAGUAUUUCUUCUUGUUGUUCUCAUUAUUCAUGAAUAGUUUUAUUUAACAGGAAGGGGGGUUUUAUUUAACAGGAUAUUUAAAGAAAAUUAAGGGGGGUAAUCUAAAGGUUUUAAAAUGAUAUUUUUUCCAAAAUGUAUUUAGGACAGAUAAUGCAGAUUCCUUCCCCCCCUCCCACGUUGUCAGGUAGAUAUUCCAGUUAAUGUAAUGCUAUUUGUGAAUUCUGAAUAAAUCAAAGAGUAAUGCUUGUUGAAUUUUCAUUUCAAAUAUUGCUACUGAUUUUUCAAGUACUAUAUUUUUAUGCAUAAAAUAUUAUUGCUCCUUAUCAUAGAAUAAAAAAUUAUCCCUUUCAGCUCAAAAUUUUAAUGCUAAAAAUUAAAUUAAAAUUAUAACUUCCAAAAUCUGGUUUUUAGAAUAAUUAUUCUAAGUAAAUUCUCAGUUAUUUGAUUAAAGUCUGAGCUUAUAAUACUAGGAUCUACAACCAGGACUUUUCAGGUAGAUUGACUGCUCUUGCCAUCUAAGUUAUCGACAGCUAGCUAGUUAUCCAGCUUCUGAUAAUUACUACAUAUCAGCAAGAUUUGAGUUAUCUAACAGUGCAGAAAAAUGGACUUGUCCAAAUGAUUUUAUUGUGAUCUGAUGCUGUGAUGAAGUCCUCAAAAUUUUAUGUGUUUUUUAAAAUCCUGAAAUAUUGAGUAAUAUUUAUGCAUUUAUAAAUAUUUGAUAACAUUCACACAGUUUGUAAAUAUUUUAGUUAUAUGUAUACUUUGUUGUUUUACAUUUAUUUAUAUGUUUUUGUUGUUAAAGUUAGAAAGGACCAGAUGUGAGAUAUAUAUUUUUAAAAUUUUAGAUAUUAUUGAAGUUAUUUAAUGAAUUUAUCAUACUUUACAUUUCAUUGUUUUCUAAACUGUACAUAUUAGUUUCUAUUAUUUUUAUAUGAAUUUUUCAGUUGUUUCUGAUCAUAAUAUUUCCUUUGUGCAUUUUACGCAUAUUAGUUACUUUGUUGUAGUUUAUACUAUUGUAAUCCUUAAUUUUGUUUGAAAAAUGUAAAGUUUUCUUAUUUAAUGGGAUGCAUGUGUGGUCAGUGGUCAGAAGAUUAAUUGUGUGUAGAAUUUCUUCUACUCUCUUUAGUUAAUAUUAAAGAUCAAUGACUUGACUUUGAUCAUACUGAUUACUGUUUUGAUUGAGUGUAUUCUGUUUGGAGUAAAUUUUGUAUGUGGCUGUUAAAUCACACAUUUGGUAGAUUUUAUAUUUCUUAUUGGGAUAACAAUUUAUGUGUAAGAUGAGCUAGGAAUUUUUGAAGGGACUGUAUUUAUAGUAUUUUUGGUAAUUUCCAGAGGUAAUUUUAGUAUUACGUAUAUUAUUCAGAGUAUUUUUUUGAUAAUUAUCUUGUUGCCAAAUUUUUUAUAAUUUAAAAAUAUUUUUAGUGUUAAAUGUUUAAUGCUAUGAACUAAAUGUAUGGUUAUUAAAUAAAAUAUUUUUGUUGUGUUAAUGUU